Molecule: messenger RNA, 2912 nt
Organism: Musca domestica (house fly)
Lineage: Eukaryota; Metazoa; Arthropoda; Insecta; Diptera; Muscidae
Gene: m-cup
Product: protein fem-1 homolog C
Exons: 9
Coding region: 817-2853 (678 amino acids)
Molecular function (GO): protein binding
Source: RefSeq, a predicted model, not a curated record
UAAAAUAACACAAACAAGAUCCCAGAGUAGAAAGCUUAGAAAUUGACUAUCGAAAGAAAGUUGUUUUUGCAAUUGCAAUUUUGCAGAAAAUCGCGGAAGUAAAAAUAAUACAUAAAAACGAAAAAUUAUGUGAUAGUAAAAUUCAUUGCAAACCUAUUUUGUUGUAAUUUGUGUGUGUGUGGAUUACGUUAUCACCAUAAACAAAAUCAAUUAUACAAUUAUCGAUUACAAAUUGAUUAAAAAUAAAAUUAACUUUCACCUUAUUACGAAGUCGUCUACUACAAAGAAGAAAUACAAACAAUAAAUGUGGCCCAAAUAGUAAAGAAAUGCAGCCAAAAACAACGUAUUGACCAACAACAAAUUUAGAAGGGAAAAUAAAUCUAAAUUAAUUUUGUAUUUUUGCACAACGCAAAAUUGUUAGUAGUAACAAAUUGACAAAACGAACAUCUUCACAACAUACCAACCUUUCUGGGAUAGCAGUGACUGAAAAUAAUAAAUAUCUGGGUUGCGGUGGGGGGUCCGGGUAAGAUUGGAAAUUGGCGACCAGACAUAUUGAUGUAAAAUUAAACACAUCGUGGCAGAGCAGCGAUAGUGUGGGUGUAUCGAGUUGUGGUUAUUACAUUUACGUUGCCAUCUUUACGUUUAUACAAGUGAUAAGUGGUGCAAGAAGAACAAGGGACCAACUAUCAAAAGUUUUAUUUUCCUGUAUUCAGAAACCAAAUUGGUAUUUUCCUAUAUUCAGAUACCAGAGAGGGAAAACAGUUUUAUUUAUCAUCAUCCUUUGUCUACUACUCCUGUUUCGUCGGCUGUGAGUUUAUGGCCAAUCCAGCUCCUUUAAUGAGUUUUGUGGAAUUCGUCAAAUCCGAAGCUGAAGUUGGUGGUAGCGGCAAAUACUCCAACAGUUCUUCAUUCCCCGUACCACCAUUACAACAUAAAAUUACCAAAUUGAGUUAUGACUUACACGAAGAAAUUCGCAAAUGUACCGAAAAUUCCACAAUUUCAAAACGUCUCCGCGAAGAACUGGAAAGCUACAAUCGCGAGACGAGACGUGAAAUUGUGCGACGCAUGAGAGGUGGUUGUGCUCCCUUAUUUAUCGCCUGCAGCCGUGGUUGUGUACCAAUUGCUGAAUAUCUAGUCACCAUCUGUGAAGCCGAUAUAGAGCAAAAAGGUAUUUUCGAAGCCCCCGAGGAUCGUUCAUAUCACAUAGCAACACCGCUCUGGUGUGCCGCUGUUUCGAAUAAUUUACCCAUGGUAAAAUAUUUGCUUAGAAUCGGCAGUGAUAUAAAUGCAGCUUCCGAUACUGGAUCAACGCCGGUUCGAAGUGCCUGCUAUAUGACACACAUGGAAAUGGUUAAGUUUUUAGUCGAAAAUGGUGCCGAUAUCAAACGUCCAAAUAUCAACGGUGGAACUUGUUUAAUAAACUCAGUUCAAUCACCAGAAUUGUGCUUAUAUCUAAUACGUAAGGGAUGUGACGUAAACGCUGUCGAUAUACAAGGAAAGACAGCUUUACACUAUGCCAUACAAGAACACAGACUGGAAACAACCAAACUUUUACUAGAACAUGGUGCCAAUCCUAAUGCUGUCAGCCGACAUGGUGAUGAUGCCCUGCGAACAGCUUGUUUAAAGGGAGCACAUCAAAUCUUUGACUAUUUACGAAACAACUUGGAAUAUCCCUUGGAGAGGUUAGCUGAAGCUCAUGAGUUAAUAGGCUCAACAUUUUUGGAUGAACACAAUGAAAGUCGUGUGGCCAUACUACAUUGGCGUCUGGCACACCAUUUAAGGGCUUCACGAACACCAUAUAUAGAAAAACUUCCAAAAGUUCCUUUACGAGAAGCCUAUUGCAAUGCAGUGGAAUUUCGUACUCUCGAAGAACUCGAUAACAUUUCCACCGAUAUGGAUGCAAUGCGUAUACAAAGUUUGCUCAUCUGUGAACGUAUAUUAGGUAUAUCCCAUAAAGAUACCCUCUUCCGAUUAACAUUUCGUGGUGCUUCAUAUGCUGAUUCCCUGCAAUUACAAAGAUGCAUCCAACUGUGGACGUUAUUGCUGGAAGUACGAGUUCAACAUAAUACAUUAUUGCAUUUCGAUACAUGUUUUGCCGCACAGGCGUUAGUAAGACUUAUGCUGGAAUUACAUGAACGCAAUACUGAUCUGAGUGAAAGUAAUUCUGGUAAUGUAAAAUUGCCAUAUUUCAAAGAUGUUUUGGCAGUUUUUAAACUACUCACAGAGACUGUGGCCGAAUGUCAUGCCCUAUUGCAGAUACGUCCGAUCUCAAGGCGUCAACAGGAGAAUUUCGAUAGUAUUUUUAAGUGUAUAGCCCACGCCAUAUAUUUGUUACUUGCCACAGCUACUACAGUCGAAGAAACCCGCCUUGUAUAUUUAUCGGUGCGGAAAUUGGUGCAAGCCAACAUAACAAGUGCAUGUACCAAUGAUUCACUGUUGCACUUGUGUGUUUCCCGUUUGAAUGUUAUCAAAAGCGGGCUACUUAAUGAUGAAAAUCUUAAUGUAAUUUUUCCAAAUGCAUCUGUUAUUAAGCUGUUACUGAACUGUGGCAUGAAUGUCAAUGCGAAAAAUGAAGUAAAAUCUACUGCAUUGCACAUUGCCGCCCAACCAUAUAAUUUCAGCAAUGAGAUAAUUACAAUUCUUCUCAAUCAUGGUGCAGAUCUCGAUCAACCAAAUAAAUCGGAUGAACGUCCGUAUAAUUUGAUUUCAUUAAAUGCAGCAAAUACUAUACCGCUUAUGAAUCACAUUAAUCUGAAAUGCUUGGCUGCCACAAUAAUUAGUAAAUAUCGUAUACCGUAUCGUAACCAAAUACCUAAAUGUUUAGAAAAUUUUGUCAAAGACCAUGAACCUUGAGAACGUCAUCAUCACUACGAAGUAUUCAAAUAAACUAUUUUUAUCCUAAAUGUGGCAAA